Messenger RNA from Botrytis cinerea B05.10, 1958 nucleotides. RefSeq lists its product as hypothetical. Bases 371 to 1621 code for a protein of 416 amino acids. The record is from RefSeq and is a predicted model, not a curated record. NCBI's taxonomy places the organism in Eukaryota, Fungi, Ascomycota, Leotiomycetes, Helotiales, Sclerotiniaceae. The transcript has a single exon.
GGCACGAUGAUUUUGUCGCCAGGCUCUAAAACAUACAAUCAUCAUAUAACCACACGAUGUAGCCUACUUAGUAAAGAGAACCUACUCUGGACACGAACUUUCCAUCAUAACUCGGCAAGAUGAUUUUCUUGCAAGCUCUAAAACAUUGUAGGUUGUUCUUUCUUGCUCAGUAUUACUUAGGGCGAGGAAGUAGAGAUCGACUCUGUAGUCCUCCCCCCAACAUGUUGCACAUUUUUGUAUUUUCCCGCUGUUCAUCAUCUCAUCCAUCAUUCUUCAUUCUUCACUCGUUAAGGUAGCAUUUAUUACCACGCAACACGUUCAAAAUUGAAAUUUUAUUGACAGUUUCAAUCAUUGGGAUUGCAAAGCUACCAUGGCCCUACCAAAGAGCACAAAAAAACUCUCGGCUAGCAAACACAUCCGAAAGAUGUCGAUGAAAAGCUUCUUGGAAUCUUCUCCGUCUACUCCUGUUCACGGUCCCUUGGUUCGAUCGCCUGUCAGAAUACUCGGGAGCGGGUUAUCGGCUUUGACACUCGCACGCAGUCUACACAAAAAGAAAAUUCCCUUCAAGAUCUUCACAAAAGAUUGCCCACCUGAAGAUAGCCCCAAUCGACAUGAUUAUAGUCUUUCACUUCCAGCGCGGAGCAUCAGGUCCCUAAAGCUACUGCUCAACAUGAGCACAAAAAGUUUCCAAGAUCACCUUUUAGUGCCUAACACCACACCCUUCCCGCGAGGAACAACCAACACGAUAGUGAGAGUCCACCGCGGUAGACUAGAGCGUUGUUUGAGGUCACUAUUCAAGGAUGAUAUUGAGUGGAAUUGUGAGAUUAAGGUCAGAUCAAGCGGACCAUCUCGUUUGGUAUUUCCCCCGCAUGUCGAUGCCUUGGAAGGGAAUAUCACGUUCGACUGUAUGGGCGUUCAUUCUCCGGUACAAUGUCCAGGUAGCUACAAUGUGAUCAGUCCCAUUGUGGUAUUUCGAGGCACUGUCAUCUUGUCAAAGACUUUAUGGGAUCAAAAGUUUCAAGAUUGGUUUCCUCGCAAUACAGCGCACAUCAAUAAGAAAUUCGGCGCAACCAAUUUGGAUCUUAUAAUCAACCAGAUUAGCGAGCAAACCGGCGAAGUGAGCUUAACUUACAUUUAUUCGCGACCUGUUUUAGAUGGUUUAAUGGACACUGAAGACGAACUCUGGAAACCGACACGACCAACUCACGAAGCAGCAUCCCCGGUCUUGAUCGAAAAGUUUCUCGACGAAAUCAAAACCUUCCGACACAAGAAUGUCCUGCCUGGCCCUUAUAACGUGAUUUUUAAUCCCGAAAAGAUGAAAGAAGACCGGAUUUUACAUUGGCUGAUGAGAACCCUUCGGGCGGACCAGCCAGAAGCAAUCAAAUUAUGGGCUAGUGAUGAAAAGAUAAUGAAAUUGGGCGACGCUGUAAUGAGCAUGCCCAUAGUCGAAACCAUUGGUGCCGAGCUUGCUAUCUCCGAUGGAUUAAAAGCAGCUGAGCAGAUUGAGAAAUUUGGGGGGGAGAGGUUGCACUGCUGGUUUAUUGAACGCUGGCAGUGGAAGCUUGCUGUAUCUCAUGAAAGUUACCGCCGUGUGCUUGUAAGGUAUAAAAGAAGUAUGUAGUUGCAUAUGGGUUUACAAUUGUCUCUCAUACCCAGACAACAACUGUUUUUUCAGGUAAUAGGCAAUAAUCGGUUUCAGGUGAGGGACUAUCAUGUAUUAUAUGGCAUCCCUUCCGGCAAUUUCUCAGCCUCAGGGGUAGCGAUAAUUGAUCACAAAACAUAAAUUGAUCACAUUGAGUGUCUGAUACAAGGGGAACCUUUUCGAUAGAUCAAAAAUUCAUUAUAUUGCAUACCUUUCUCAAAUCAUGGGAGAAACAAUGUCGAUCACCAAGCACUCAUCAUAUAAACAGAUUCAUUCUUUAUUACUAUCCAAAAUAUCUACAACCUCUAUCUCCACA